Molecule: messenger RNA, 525 nt
Organism: Oncorhynchus gorbuscha (pink salmon)
Lineage: Eukaryota; Metazoa; Chordata; Actinopteri; Salmoniformes; Salmonidae
Product: nuclear fragile X mental retardation-interacting protein 1-like
Exons: 3
Source: RefSeq, a predicted model, not a curated record
ACGACUAUCACGUGAACGCGGCAACGGAAGCAGAAACACACAUGUGUUGUAGCGGUUCUUAUUAUACCUCCGAGGUCGUAGCUGGACAAACAUUUAUACAAACGAACUGAAUCCACAUAACAUUGAAGAAGAGGCGCCAGCUACAUCAUGAAUGAUUUUGGAAGCUACCCUCCGCCGAACUUUGUCUCUCCUCCGGGUUCGAUGGUGAGUCCGCCAACGUUCCUUCCACCUCCGAGCAACUUCCAGCCCGGUAUGUGGAACUGGUACGAGCCACCGUCCGAGCCGUGGAGAUACAACGGCCAGGGAGAACACUGGAACUGCGGCCCCGGACCAGGUCGACCCAGAGGCUCAUAUGGCCAGAACUUCCAUCGUGGACGCGGAAGGCAGGACUAUGGUCGUCCCAACAACCUUGGGAAAAAGCAGAAAAAUAAAAAAGAACCCGAGUUUUCACAUUUCUGUGACCCGUGUGACCGAGGCUUCAAAAACCAAGACAAGUAUGACCAACAUGUCUCUGAACAUGUCAAG